AUGGCUUUGAACAAAGACGUGCACUCUGCAGCCACCCUCGUGAGUGGCUUGUCCUGCCUCCUGCGUGCUGCUUCUGAGGGCAAUUUGGGCCCAUUGCAGAGCGAGCUCCAGAGCGCCUUGGAGAUUGCCCAAGCCGACACGAAAACCGAGCCCGGCACAGAGUCGCAGGUGGCUGCCCUUCAGCUGAAGCCUGUCAAAGAGGAGCCGGGGACCACUCAGAAGCCACCGCGGUCACUGCCAUCCAGCUCCUCCUUGCAAUCCCUGGGAACUCCGACACCAACCCCAAGUGACCAGACGCGUGCCAAUCUUGAACAGGAGCUGCUCUACAAGAUGGAGCUGCUACAGGCCACCGUGAACGCGCAGCAUGCCGAGAUCACGAAGCUUCGUUCGGGCAACGGUGCUCAGGAUCCAUCGAAACAAGCGGCUGUGCAGCCCCAGAAGCCUGUGAGCAACACAGUGGAGAAGCCCGCACCGGCCUCCCAUGCGGAGGUUCUGCCGGACCCCCGCGCUGGCAGCCCCAGCAGCCGAGGCUCCGAGAAGGUCGACAGCGACAAGGAGGAGGCAGAAGUGCCCCAGGUGAUUCGUGUGGCCGACAUGACGAAGCUGCAAAAGGAACAGGUGCGAAGGAUCGUGAGCCCCAAAAAGGGGUCAGGGAACUUGGAGGUUCCGGAGAAUAUCUUCGAUAUGUGGAAGGACGUUGCCAGUGGCCGGGACAAGCUUCUGCGUAUGUGGUGCAAGGCUGGAGGUGUCAAGGCCGUGUUCAUGGAAUCUCUUACCCUCCUCUCUCGCUCGACAAGAAGCAAGAAGCUGGAGGUCAAGGGAGGCUUUUACUCCAAAGACGAUAUGAAAUCCGAACUCGGAUACAGUCAGACUCGCAUCGACAAGAUCGUGGCCUGGGCAGAGAAGAAAGGGCUUGUCAGGACCUGUGAGUAUGAUGACGAGACACUCGAGUACUGGGUGAACAUCAGAACCACGGGAACCAUGACGAAGGAGGACCUGGAGAUGCUUGAGCGCAAGCAAGAGUACUCAGGUGAAGGUGGGGACGAGCUCAACUUCAAGUCUGGUCUGGAUUUUAGCGGCUUUGACUUCUCUGACGACGACAGCUUCAUCCAUAAGAACUCCAAGGACAUGGUUGCAGCACAGAUGAAGGAGUACAUGAAGCAGGUGCUGAAGGCCAAGAGCUCGAUGGAGACUUUCGUCGAUAAGAUCAAGCCUGUAGUGGCCGGGGAUGCGAAAGCGGGGCAGUCGGUGAAGAAGAUGGAGGCUUUCCUAAAGGAGUACGAGACACUCUACGAGGAGAUGGCCGAAGCCAAAGCCGAAGGGGGCACCUCCGGUUACACUGACAAGACGGCGAAAUCUGCAUCCUUGGAGGCGGCCAACAAGUCGCUGCUCAACCGGGCUCGCAAGGCGGCGAAGAAGAACGAAGAGUGCGACGACACCGCUCCCAACAUCAGCCAGCAAGUCUUCUUGAUUGCCGUGAAGUAUGGAAAAGGUGCUGGGAAGCUCGCAAUCUUUCCCUGGAGUGAGUCUGAGUCUGACGACGAAGACAUGAAGCACAACUCGGACAUCGAUAUGGCUAGCCCUAUUUCGCAUGCUUCCACUCAGCUGCCUGAGACGCCAGCUGCAGUGGAUCGAUGCCAAAGCUCCAUCCUGGAUGCGAGGUUGAUCUCUGAAACUGCUGUGGCUUCCAAGAUUCUUUGGCACUGUGUCAAGGUGAUCAACAGAGUCCGGCAGGAACAUGGGGGGAAUGCUCUUUGUGUGUUCAAGAUUGGGCUAACUGCGCAGCCACUUCGGCGCAGGCAGAGCUAUAUGGAGCAGAAUUUCGAAUCCUUCGUGCUGUUACACAAAGUAUGCCGACCAGAUCUGCUAGGCAUGUUGGAGAUGCUAGUCCCGGCGAAGGAUCUGGUGAUUGAUGCCCAGGCCGCCAUCAAAACUGAUCCUUGCGAGGUAUUGGCUAAGAUAGCUCAGUUUCCACUGUCCAAUGCUGAUCAACCCCUCUACGACCUGCUCUUCAAAUAUGGAUUGGCAUUGCCGCUUCCGUUUAGCUGGGCGAAGGCUGGCGAGGUUCACAGAUACCCCUAUCUUAACCCGAAGGAACAGCUCGAGGUUCUAAGCGAGAACUACUUCCAUCGGGUGCUGGGGGUGCCUGUUUCCUUGGCGGAGCAGGCAUUUGCACAGUUUUGGGCAAAGUUUCGCUCCAUCCACCCGAACCAUGAUCUAUUUCGGAAUCAUGCUGAUAUCAAUUUUUCCAAGCUCAUCCCCUACUAUUUGCACGGGGAUGGUGGCCGUGGCUUCAAGAAGGAUCCUAUCGAGAUUGUGUCAAUGUUUCCAGCACUUGGAUCCGGGUCAAGGUCGAGACAGGUAGACUUGAGUUCAAAGCGCAAAGCUGAAGGCCCCAUCGAGUUGGGCAUCAAUCUGACAGGAAAUUCUGGGGCGACUCGUUUUUUGUUUACUGUGCUGAGCAGCUUGGUGAGCAAAAAUGAUUCGAGAAUCUUCGACGACCUCAUGGCCAUUUGGGGACGAUCGCUGAAAUCUUUGUUCGAGGAUGGGUUCCAAGCUCAUGGUUCUACCUGGCGUGUCAUGAUUUUGGGCUUUGCUGGCGAUUCCCCUUUUGUCAAGAAGGUCGGAAAGCUGACCCGUUCGUUCAACAAUGUCCGAAAAGCCCACACGUCUGUAAAACCCCAGAAAGGAUGUUGUUGGCUUUGUCACGCAGGCUACGAGCUGCCCGCAGACGAUGUUUACAUUCCUUUUGAGCACAUGGGCUACACCUCCCCCAAAUGGUUGGCAACCACAAAGCUCAAUAAUCCCGAGCCCUGGCUUCGAGAUGCUGGCGCACUUCUGCCAUGCAUGUUACUUGACAGGGAUGACACUCCGGCAGCUUUUUGGCGGGCUGACUUCUUCCAUGUUUUUCACGCAGGCGUCGCCAAAGACUUUGUCAGCUCUGCUUUGAUUUUUUCACUCAAGGCUCUGUUCGGCCGUGGAUCGGUUGCGAAGGACAUGGACGAGCUUAAUGCAAGGCUCAAGGUCUGGAUGAAGACCGAAAAAAGGCGACUGCACUGCGGCGGACAUCUUACCGAGGAUCUUCUAGGCUACAGCAGUACGAGGGAGUUCCCAGAGGGGAGAUGGUCCAAAAAUAUGGAUUCCGCUACACUGAUGGGCUUCGUCGUCUACCUUUUGCAGCGAGAUGAGUUCAAAAGCAAAGUCGAACAGGACAGUGUGUUGAAACAAAUCUUGUCCAGUGCAAUCGCAAUGGGCAGAGUGGUACGAAUUGCUUUGGGCGCCGAGUUUUUCAUGUCAAGUGAGGAUUGUGAAAUUCUUGCGGAGUCUGGUCACGAGUUUUUGCUUGGCUACGCUGACCUGGUGGCCCAGUGCCACGCGCGAGAAUUGUGCCUUUUCAAGCUUCGCCCCAAAGUUCACUACCUCAAUCAUAUUUUCCUUCGGGUCUACCAAGAAUGGUUGUCGACAGGUACUGCUACGAACCCUUUGGCUGAGGCCACUUUUAUGUCGGAGGACUUCGUCGGCCGUACAGCAAGACUCAGCAGGAAGAUCAGCACCAGAGCGGUUGCUACAAAGACUCUUCAAAGGUAUCUCUUAUUUAUGAAGACGUGCUUAGACAAGGAUACCUUUACAACGAUGGACUUCUCAUGGCUGGAUUGA
Molecule: messenger RNA, 3657 nt
Organism: Symbiodinium sp. CCMP2592
Lineage: Eukaryota; Dinophyceae; Suessiales; Symbiodiniaceae
Source: the annotation of a GenBank genome assembly